GGGGAGGGGGGGCGAAGUGACCAGGCGGUGGCGGCGUCUCUGCCGAGGUGACAAUGUGCUAGGAGCCCUCGCUCGGUCUCCUGCGCCUCCUCGGCCUCGGCGCCCGCUCUCGCGGAGCCCCUCCAGCCAGCCGCUGCGCUAUGAGGGCGCCUCUCCGGGGCUGGCCGAGGCCGGAGCCGGCUCGCUCUGCUCGCGGGGAAGUGUGAAGAGAGAGGCGCGGGCGGGAAGCGGGGCUGCGCGCCGCUCGCGGGCCGGCGCGUGUUCCAGGUGAGCGCGGGCUCCGCGCGCCCCGCACUCGGCGCGGCCGUCUGGCGCCUGCCGGUCUGGGUCGGAGGCUGAAUUCCGUGCGUGGACCGCCGUUCCCUCUUCGCGGGAUCCCUGGCCACGAUAGCAGAUGCAUUUUGUAGGAGUAUUUUGAGGAUGAAUGUUUGCAAAUCAUUUUGAAAUUACCAAGUGCCACAUACAUGGGGUGCAUCCUGCUUUUAUCCUGGAGUUCACCCCUGUGGCUUGGAUUUAUCACAGUUGUAUCUGUCUUCGAUCUCUGUGUUAACUAGAAAUCAAGGAAAGACAUGAGGAGGUUUGUUUACUGCAAGGUGGUUCUAGCCACUUCACUGAUGUGGGUUCUUGUUGAUGUCUUCUUACUCCUGUACUUCAGUGAAUGUAACAAAUGUGAUGACAAGAAGGAGAGGUCCCUGCUACCUGCCCUGAGGGCUGUUAUUUCAAGAAACCAAGAAGGGCCAGGAGAAAUGGGAAAGGCUGUGCUGAUUCCUAAAGAUGACCAGGAGAAAAUGAAAGAACUGUUUAAAAUCAAUCAGUUUAACCUUAUGGCCAGCGAUUUGAUUGCCCUUAACAGAAGUUUGCCGGAUGUAAGAUUAGAAGGAUGCAAGACAAAGGUCUACCCUGAUGAACUUCCAAACACAAGUGUAGUCAUUGUAUUUCAUAAUGAAGCUUGGAGCACUCUCCUUAGAACUGUUUACAGUGUUAUAAAUCGUUCUCCACACUAUCUACUCUCUGAGGUCAUCUUGGUAGAUGAUGCCAGUGAAAGAGAUUUUCUCAAGUUGACAUUAGAUAAUUAUGUGAAAAAUUUAGAAGUGCCGGUAAAAAUUAUUAGAAUGGAAGAGCGCUCUGGGUUAAUACGUGCCCGCCUUCGAGGAGCAGCUGCUUCAAAAGGACAGGUCAUAACUUUUCUCGAUGCACACUGUGAAUGCACGUUAGGAUGGUUGGAGCCCUUGCUGGCAAGAAUAAAGGAAGACAGGAAAACAGUUGUAUGCCCCAUCAUUGAUGUGAUUAGUGAUGAUACCUUUGAAUAUAUGGCCGGGUCAGACAUGACUUAUGGGGGUUUUAACUGGAAACUGAAUUUCCGUUGGUAUCCUGUUCCCCAAAGAGAAAUGGAUAGAAGGAAAGGAGACAGAACAUUACCUGUUAGGACCCCUACUAUGGCUGGUGGCCUAUUUUCUAUUGACAGAAACUACUUUGAAGAGAUAGGAACUUACGAUGCAGGAAUGGAUAUCUGGGGUGGAGAGAAUCUUGAAAUGUCUUUUAGGAUUUGGCAAUGUGGAGGCUCAUUGGAGAUUGUGACUUGCUCCCACGUGGGUCACGUUUUUCGGAAGGCAACUCCAUACACUUUCCCUGGUGGCACUGGUCAUGUCAUCAACAAGAACAACAGGAGACUGGCAGAAGUUUGGAUGGAUGAAUUUAAAGAUUUCUUUUAUAUCAUAUCCCCAGGUGUUGUCAAAGUGGAUUAUGGAGAUGUGUCAGUCAGAAGAACACUAAGAGAAAAUCUGAAGUGUAAGCCCUUUUCUUGGUACCUUGAAAACAUCUAUCCGGACUCCCAGAUCCCAAGACGUUAUUACUCACUUGGCGAGAUAAGAAAUGUUGAAACAAAUCAAUGUUUAGACAACAUGGGCCGCAAGGAAAAUGAAAAAGUGGGUAUAUUCAACUGUCAUGGUAUGGGAGGAAAUCAGGUAUUUUCUUAUACUGCUGACAAAGAAAUCAGAACCGAUGACUUGUGCUUGGAUGUGUCUAGACUCAACGGACCUGUAAUCAUGUUAAAAUGCCACCACAUGAGAGGAAAUCAGUUAUGGGAGUAUGAUGCUGAGACCCACACUCUUCUUCACAUACUCACCCAGUCCUGUCUCUCAGUAAGCAAAGUAGCUGAUGGCUCCCAACAGCCCACUGUGGAAAUAUGUAAUGAUAACCCUUUGCAAAAAUGGCAUCUAAGAAACUAUACAAGAAAGGAAAUUUUUAGAAAUAUUUUUAAGAAUUCUACUGAUUACUUUCUCAAAUAAUUUUGGAGGUUUGUGUUGCAGACUUUAUUAAAUUUAUUUUAGUGUUUUUCUUAUGUUUUGGUACUGAAAUCUAAACUUAUUUCUUUAAAAUGUGGUUUUAAAAAAUCUUUAUGUGCUAUUUCUCCGUGGAGUUAUUUUUCUGUCUUUUACUUCUUAGCUGCUCAUUAAUUUGGAGGCUGCAUAUAUUAAGUGGUGUUUGUCUAUUAUUAGUAGGUUUGUCUAUUAUUUAUUAAUAGGUAUUUGUGUAUUAUUAUUAAUAGGUAUUUUCUUUAUUUCAAAUAUACACAUGCAUAAGUAUAACUGAUGGAAUAUAUUAUGACAUAUUAGCUCUAACUAUAGCCAUGUCUAUAUGACAAUAGAUUUUGUAACAGAGCUGAAAAAACCAAUAAAAAAAAAACUAACAUAGCCCAAAAAUUGUUUUUGGAACACUGAAAUUAUUAAAUUGUUAAUUUUUAUUCAGAUACUUUGUGUGCAGAUACAGCAUAUCCUUUCUAAAAUUUACUAUUUUAACCUGAAACUUAAAGCAAAUGCAUUAUUGAAGACUAAGAUGUAAUUUUCAAUAACUUUAUGAAGUAAAUUAUUUCUGAGCAUUUCUUUGUGGCUGGUUAAAUGACAUAAUUAUAAUAAUAAAAGCUUUUAAAAAUUGUACUUUUCUGACUUGUAUGAUUUGUGAGUAUCUUCGCAGUAGACAGUAAAAUGAAUUAUUAUUCAGUUCAAGUCCAAUAAGUACCUGUCCUAGUUCUUGAUCUUAAGGGGAUUAUUGUCCUGUAAAUAAAAGCUAUUAUAUUGUCCAAUACCUUGCUAUGAGAACACAUGGGAAGUUAGGGAGUUAUUCUGGUUCAAAUGAAUCAGUUAAAGGUUGUUAGUAGAGGACACAAUUGAGCUUGGGAUACUUGUGACAAGGCUGAGAAUGGAAGUAUGGAGAGGAGGGGGAAGAGGGAUGUUGUUUAGAUUAGACUUACAUUUGAGACAGGGCAUUCCAAACAUACAUUGGAAAGCUGAAAAAGUCCGGACCUUUUGCACAAGGCAAUUUGCAUAUAUUAUCUUAGUUUGUUUUCCAAGAAACCAUACCUGGUAGAUGCAAUGCCCACCAAGUGGUCAUCUCAGAUUUAACUAUUUAGUCUCACAAAAUUACAAGUCUUUUGCACUUUAAGAGGCCCACUAUUUGCCUUCCUAUCUGGUAUUAUAAUGCAGUUUAUCAGAUGCAGAUGCAGUUAAUCAAUCAGAGGUCAUUUUUACUGUAAGUCAUUGAUGCCUAUAAACAUAGUUAACAAUUUUACCCUUAGGUUGCAAGUGAUCACAGCUGACUAAAGGUCAAAUUUUUUAAGCAGUAAGGGAAAGAGCAUUUUUACAUAUUAGUAAGUAUAAUUAAGCAUCUGACAAAGUAUGUCCUCAGAAUGAUUUGGUAGCUUGCCCAAAUUUUCAUGGCUAGUAACUUGGGAAGCAGAAAUUCACACUUAUGGCUAUCUAACCCUAAAAUGUCUGAUCUUUCUACUCCACUACACUGAAAAGGAGAGUAUUUUCCUUGGUUGGUUAUCUUAACAGCAGUGGCUUUUGACUACUAAUGAAUUCCUUCAAAGAAAAUAUUUAUGCAUUUUUUAGAAAGAAUACUUACUAAUAUUUUAGAAACUAUCACAUAUGUAAUUGACAACACAUACUCAAUCUAAUCCUUAAAGUCAUAUACGUGUUUUUUAAAAGGAUCUAAUAGAAGCAAACAAGGGUAAGUGGCUUUUUUGGAAAAGGACAUAUAUACACAAAGGACCUCAGGUACGUAAUAAAAAUGAACACUUUGAUUUUUUUAACUAGAACUUUCUAGAAAAAAAUGCUUGUUUUCUUUUGUAUCUUUUUCCAAGUUGGCUUUUGGUUCAUAAAUGAACAAAAUAAUUUCUGGCAUCAUAAACAUAAAUCAACUAUCUUCUUGCCUAUCUUUGGCCAUUUCUUCUUUUGUCCAUUUUUCAGUAUAAAUGGCUUGAUUCCAUGUAUUGAAAAGAGCAACAACAAAGGCCUAAAUCUUCAAAUCUUCUUCACAUCUAAUAGUCUUGCUCUUUUAAUUGCCUGUUUGUUGUCUAUUAAGCAUCCUUUACCACAAGCCUAUUUUCCAUUCUAUCUUUUCUCAGGACAGCGCAGUUCAGGGUGUUUGUAGUCCUAAUCCAAAACAAAUUAUAAGUGUCUAGGCAGUGUUUCACCACCAUUUUUUUGCAUGCCCCCUGCAUUUUUUAUCUUCUGACUUUCAAUAUAAUAUCAAGAGCCCACAUCCCCAAAAAAAAAAAGUAUUUGUCUACCUUUAAUUUUGGUAAUUUGCAACAAGAGUAUAAUAUAUGGAUACUUUUUUCAAGAUUUAUCUCCAAAUCACCUCCCAUAUUCAAACACGUCUCUUCUGGCUGGGGAGUUUUUCGUGUAGUAUGGUUCUAGGCAUUGCCCAUGAAACUAAGCAGAACUGUAUAUGAUAAUGUAUACAAUUAGUGUGUAAGUUAGUAUAUAAAACCAUGUGGACUUAAAAUAUAUAUCUGAAAAGUCCAAAAAUAUGACUUCAAAAUGUAAAUGUGAACUCAAAAGAGAAGACUGGUUAACCUGGUGCAAUUAUUGGAAUUACAUUUCAGCAUUUGGGUACUGAGAGGAUGCUUAUUAAUACUGUUGUUAUGAAAAUAUAUGUAGGUAUAAUAUUUUAAAAAUAUGUCCAUCACAUCUGUUUUUAUUUGAUGCUGGUAUUUUUUAAGAUCCUUAAAAAUGCAAACUAAAUAUGGUGAGCACACCAUCAAGUAAGAUAGAUCUUUGUUGCUAUGGUAAUUACUCUUCUACAAUGAAUGUCUCACAGUCACAGAUACUACGGCUUGUAUAGUAUUUUGAAAAGGGAACAUCUCCAGCAGUUUUGUUCAUCUGGGUCACAGCUGUGACAUCUCUUUUCAUAUUUGCCAAAUGGUUACUAAGUAACACAUGCCCAAGAAAACUAAGAUUCUGUAAAAGCUUGUUAAUAUUUGCACUCCUCAACUGAACUCUAAACUCACAAAUGGGCUUUUUGCAAAGGAGCCCGAAUUCUUGGCAACGCAUGAUAAAUGUCGGCCAAUUUCUUUAACCAUCUGCAAACAAAGGUGCAUUAGACAAUGAUAAAACCAUAAUAGUGAAAGUCGUAUAAUAAUUAAUUCAGAGCCACCUGUGCACAGUUCCUCUUACAAACAUAUCGCAAUGUUUAUACCAAAAAAAAAAAAAAGGACUUUUUAAAGAGCAGAUUUAAUCUGAUGUGCUAGUGAAGUUUAAGAUAAAAUAUGUUGCACUGAUUAUUGGUUAUCUU
Orcinus orca (killer whale) is the source of this 5577-nucleotide messenger RNA. It is a transcript of the gene GALNT13, whose product is annotated as polypeptide N-acetylgalactosaminyltransferase 13. The coding region runs from base 570 to 2288 and encodes 572 amino acids. The record is from RefSeq and is a predicted model, not a curated record. Lineage: Eukaryota; Metazoa; Chordata; Mammalia; Artiodactyla; Delphinidae. The transcript has 13 exons. Gene Ontology annotation, cellular component: Golgi apparatus.